CUGAAUAAUUUUCUUGCAGAUGUACGUGAUGAAAGCAAUAUACGCCGUUAUAGAACAGCAUUUAGUCGGGAACAAAUAAAUCGACUAGAGAAAGAAUUUGCCAAAGAGAAUUACGUCUCAAGACCAAAACGAUGCGAAUUAGCUGCUCAAUUGAAUCUUCCUGAAGGGACAAUUAAGGUUUGGUUCCAAAACCGUCGAAUGAAGGAUAAACGCCAAAAAAUGGCCACUCUCCAUUGGCCGCUAGUCGAGCAUCAGAUGACCGCUUACAUGUUGAAUCCAUUUUAUUAUGAGGCAUGGAGGUCUUCAUUUCUACCAAAAUUAUGUGCACCAAGCCUUGCGCGCCCACUGCUGGCUUCGAAUCCAUUAUUUUCAUCGUCAUCGAUUUGUACAUCGUCGAGUCCUGAAACGAAAACGCCUGAUCCUGAAAUAUCCCCAGCUCGAGCCUCGUCCAGUUAA
Molecule: messenger RNA, 456 nt
Organism: Anisakis simplex (herring worm)
Lineage: Eukaryota; Metazoa; Nematoda; Chromadorea; Rhabditida; Anisakidae
Source: the annotation of a GenBank genome assembly